Rotaria sp. Silwood2 is the source of this 231-nucleotide messenger RNA. The record is from the annotation of a GenBank genome assembly. NCBI's taxonomy places the organism in Eukaryota, Metazoa, Rotifera, Eurotatoria, Philodinida, Philodinidae.
AUGAAGCAGAUCAGCAACAAAGUGACAAAACCAUUGCACAAUAAAUUUAACAAAGAUUUAUUUAGUCGAUAUGAAUCCAGUAAUUUAGGUACUGAUGAAGAAAGUAAAGAAGAAUCAGACGAAGAAAUUGAAGCAUUCUCAUCUGGUGGUAGAAAAGUUGACGAACUUGAUCGUUAUCUUAAUUUGAAACUUGAUAAAUCAAAACUAGAAUGUAAUCCUUUGCGAUUUUAG